GGGCGAGACCAGGACUUCCGGUCCCGGCGCCGUUCUCGUCGAGGUGGUCUGUCGCCUGCGGGGAGUGGGGUCGCGUGUCCUGCGGGGUCCCGGAUCCGAGUUCGAGGAGUCUGUCUCACGGCUCAGCGCCCUCGCGGAGGUUGGAGAGCGUCCCUGCGGAGGUGAUGUCCGAGCGGGAGGAGGCGGAAGGGCGAUCCGAACCCCAGUGUCCGGCGCUUUAGGUUUGACGCAUAAGAGAAACAAACUCUGCAACCCCUACCCCUGGAAGGACCUGGAAUUCCUGAGUCAGGAUUUGUUGAGCAGUUAUUUUGUACCAGGGUUGCCCUUGAGUGGGGCAAAGCUCCCUGUCUUUGUCCUUGUCACCUGCCCUGGUGUGGCUCCAGGAUGAACUGUCGUUCGGAGGUACUGGAGAUGUCAGUGGAGGGGCGGCAGGUGGAGGAGGCCAUGCUGGCUGUGCUGCACACGGUGCUCCUACACCGCAGCACAGGCAAGUUCCACUACAAGAAGGAGGGCACCUACUCCAUCGGCACCGUGGGCACCCAGGAUGUCGACUGUGACUUCAUUGACUUCACCUAUGUGCGGGUCUCCUCCGAGGAGCUGGACCGUGCCUUGCGCAAGGUCGUCGGGGAAUUCAAGGAUGCACUGCGAAAUUCAGGUGGCGAUGGGCUGGGGCAGAUGUCCUUGGAGUUCUAUCAGAAGAAAAAGUCUCGCUGGCCUUUCUCAGAUGAGUGCAUCCCCUGGGAAGUGUGGACCGUGAAGGUGCAUGUGGUAGCCCUGGCCACAGAGCAGGAGCGGCAGAUCUGCCGGGAGAAGGUGGGUGAGAAGCUGUGUGAGAAGAUCAUCAACAUUGUGGAGGUGAUGAACCGGCAUGAGUACCUGCCCAAGAUGCCCACACAGUCGGAAGUGGACAACGUGUUUGACACAGGCUUGCGGGACGUGCAGCCCUACCUCUACAAGAUCUCCUUUCAAAUUACUGAUGCCCUGGGCACCUCAGUCACCACUACCAUGCGUAGGCUUAUAAAAGACACCCUUGCCCUGUAGGCCUCGGUGAAGCCUCAGGAGCUUCCUCAGGGUUCCCAGACUUUGCUUCUGGGCAUUGUACUGUCAGGCCCUUGGGAUUCUGAAACCCGCUCUGGGUCCUGGUGAGACUUGGAUGGAGCAGACCCUGGCUUCCAUGUUUUGUGGUUGCCAACCUUUGGUCAUCCCUGUGACCUUUGCUGAUGGUCAAGUCCUGUCUACAGUCACCAACCCUUGUUCCCCUUUCUUCUCCACUGUACAGAAGAGCCUUUAUGAGGAUGGUGAAUAAAGUUGAGAUGUGA
This is a messenger RNA of Sciurus carolinensis (gray squirrel), 1319 nucleotides long. It is a transcript of the gene Atg101, whose product is annotated as autophagy related 101. Gene Ontology annotation, biological process: autophagy; autophagosome assembly. Gene Ontology annotation, cellular component: phagophore assembly site. NCBI's taxonomy places the organism in Eukaryota, Metazoa, Chordata, Mammalia, Rodentia, Sciuridae. The coding region runs from base 385 to 1041 and encodes 218 amino acids. The transcript is spliced from 5 exons. The record is from RefSeq and is a predicted model, not a curated record.